ACUGUUCCAUUUUUGUGGCAGAGGCUGGCUUUUACAGCAGCUGUGAUAUGAAAUUGAUUGGAUAUAAAUGUACAGAUCUGAAUGAAGUCAACAUGAGAAGGCAAGAAAUGUGACUUCAUGCAGGCGACUUUACAGUAAAUAUAUUGGGGUAUAGCAUGGCUGUCACUAUGGCAACGAGCACUGUUCUCAGUGACAAUCUCCCCACGUAUAAGCUGGUAGUGGUGGGGGAUGGGGGAGUGGGGAAGAGUGCUCUCACCAUUCAGUUCUUUCAGAAGAUCUUUGUCCCUGAUUACGACCCCACCAUCGAGGACUCCUACCUCAAACACACUGAGAUUGAUGCUCAGUGGGCCAUAUUGGACGUUCUGGAUACAGCAGGCCAAGAGGAGUUCAGUGCUAUGAGGGAACAGUACAUGAGGACUGGGGACGGGUUCCUCAUCGUGUUCUCUGUCACAGACAAGGCCAGCUUUGAACAUGUGGACCGCUUCCAUCAACUCAUCCUCAGGGUGAAGGACCGGUGGGAUUUACUACUUCCCUGCCCACUGGUGGCCGUGGCCAGGACAACAGGAGGAGGGGAGAGGAUGUGUCUGUUUGUGUUGGAAUCAGUGGGCCUGUCAGACAACAGAGAGAAGAAGGGAAAGUGAGGAAAGAGAUACAGAGAGAGAAAGAGAGAUUCCAAAUGCAUAGCAGCUGGCAAAGGGACUCCAGACAUUGUGUCAAAGCCUGGGAGGCAGCCAAUGUGUAGCCCCAUAGCUUAUACAGGGAGAAUGUCUUUAUAAUCUCCGAACAAGACUGUUAUAUAACUGCAUUGUAAGCUUAUUGAACGCACCAAAUGUCUUAUUUGAAUGUACAUUUAUGAACCUUGACAAUUUUGACUUAUCAGUGCUCACUGGAUGUAGUUCUCAAAACACUUUAAACACACAAUUGUGGUGUGUGUGUGCAUGAGUGCCCUGGAUAUGUUGUGGCCUAGACGAUGAAAUCUAAUUUUCACAUUUGAAUAUUAUUUUGCUUUGCUACUAUUUCACUAUUUAUUUUAUAUAAGUCAUUUAUAGCUGUGUUAUCAUUAGUACAAGGCUACUCCAGAGAGCACAAAGCACAGAGCUUAACUAAGAAAUUGAAGGAACAAAACAUUUGUAAGCAAAGUAAUAAAUGUGUGUUAAUACA
Oncorhynchus nerka (sockeye salmon) is the source of this 1161-nucleotide messenger RNA. Its product is annotated as ras-related protein M-Ras-like. Gene Ontology annotation, cellular component: plasma membrane. The record is from RefSeq and is a predicted model, not a curated record. Gene Ontology annotation, biological process: Ras protein signal transduction. Gene Ontology annotation, molecular function: GTPase activity; GTP binding; GDP binding. The transcript has 3 exons. Bases 156 to 641 code for a protein of 161 amino acids. Lineage: Eukaryota; Metazoa; Chordata; Actinopteri; Salmoniformes; Salmonidae.